This is a messenger RNA of Gamsiella multidivaricata, 1947 nucleotides long. Its product is annotated as mitochondrial branched-chain alpha-ketoacid dehydrogenase kinase-domain-containing protein. Gene Ontology annotation, biological process: regulation of glucose metabolic process; protein phosphorylation. Gene Ontology annotation, molecular function: pyruvate dehydrogenase (acetyl-transferring) kinase activity. NCBI's taxonomy places the organism in Eukaryota, Fungi, Mortierellomycota, Mortierellomycetes, Mortierellales, Mortierellaceae. The record is from RefSeq and is a predicted model, not a curated record. The transcript has 6 exons. Bases 197 to 1753 code for a protein of 518 amino acids. Gene Ontology annotation, cellular component: mitochondrion.
CACGGAGCAAUUGAUGUGGAGGGAUGCGGAAGAGCAAGGGCGGGCGAAUGAACACUCGGAGCCGAUUUCACGCGCUUGACUAACCAAUGCAGCACACACUCCCUACAAACAACGCGCAUAAACACACUAGGCCACUUUGGCACUCAUUCAUCUUUGUCCUCAUCCACCCCAUUGCAUCAAGCAACCAGUCGACUUAAUGGCGUCAACUUCCCUCUCAUUACUCCGCUCAUUCAAAGGGCCAUGGCGACGGCAGCAGAUGCUUGCCGGGGACACCUUAUCAAAACUCGUACAAAAGUCCACUACUGCCCUCAAGGUGUCAAGACUCUCUUCUGCAACUUGCCGCCAUGUCCGUAUAACACCCCAGACAGCUCCACAAGCACGCAUGCUUUCGACUGCCCACGCGACAUCUCCUUCGCAGCAGCCGCUCACAGACGGUAACGACCACGACGACCUUUCAGCCGCAUCUCAGAGUCCUACUGCAUCAUCACCCACCUCAAUCAUUGAUUCGCAACGGAUAAAGCUCGCCGCUGCUCGCUCUGUUACUCCACUGUCAAUUGCUCAAUGUCUCAAGCUUGGUCGAUCCCUAAGCACCAAGGCCCUUGUCAAGAACCUGACGUUUUUGAACCGUGAGCUGCCCGUCAGGUUUUCAAAGCGAAUCGUUGAGCUUAAUGGCCUGCCGACCGAACUGAAGGGGACGGAGCCUUUUGCGAACCUGAUCAAGAACUAUGCUGCUUCAUUCGAGGAACUACAGACAUAUUCCGACAACAGCCGCUUGCUGUCACUGUCGCCGAACGCCUACCAUCGUGAAGAUCUAGAUCUGGAUGAAAACGAGGCUCUACAAAUCGCGGUUCAAAACGAAUACGCGGAUCUUUUACAGGCUAUCACUAAUCGUCAUAAGCAAGAUGUGAUCUACAUGGCCCAUGGUAUCAGCCUGUUCAAGCGCUAUCAGAGCAAUCGCAACAGGCCAUCAGAGGAGAUCCAGACCUUCCUCAACUCGUUCAAUCGCGGUCGACUCGGGAUCCGCAUCAUGAUCGGACACCAUCUAGCUCUUCAGCACCAGCUUUACCAUUUGGAUGAACCUACGUCUUCGGCCUACCUUUCGACGCCAUCGACUGCUCACUCCAGGAGAAUCGGCAUCAUUGAGCCCCAGUGCGAUAUUGAAGCCAUGAUUCUGAAAGCUGCCCAGUCUGCGCAGUUUGUGUUCUUUCAGCAUUAUAACACAGUGUUCCCGCCCAAUGUACACAUCGAGCACGCGAAAGAGGUCGGUGGCAGGAAGGUGCGAUUCCCAGUGGUUCCAGCGCUCCUGCACCAUAUUUUGUUUGAGCUGCUGAAGAACUCGAUGAGGGCAACAGCCGAGUUUCAUGGUCUGGACAAAUCGUCAUAUCCAGAAAUCGAGGUUAAGUUGUCGUCAACAGCAGAAGGCCAUCUCAACAUCAUAAUCAAGGACCACGGUGGAGGAAUGCCACCCGCACAGGCUGCGAAGCCGUUUAAUUAUAUGUUUACGACGGCAUCUAACACCGUCAUGAUAGACUUUCCUUCAAUUAUGACGGCUAUUGAGAAGAAGCCUCAGAAUGCUGCAUUGGGAGAGAACCUGCCUCUCUGCGGGUUUGGUUUUGGGCUCGCUACCUCAAAGCUGUAUGCGCGACUAUUCAACGGCGAUCUGACGUUGAGCUCGAUCCCAGGCAGCGGAACAGAGGCCAAUAUACAUCUGAAGCGGCUCGAGGAACAAAUAGAGCAGCUGGAGGACAGUUAGGCAACACAUAUCCUUGCACGAGAUCAACUCUUUAUUAUGGUUGCCAUACCAUGAGGCCAUCACAGCAUUCAUUAUCUUGAUUCCGUCCGCAAGUGGAUUCCUUCUUGUACAUAUUCGAUCCUUUCCAGAACUCUUGUUCUGGCGCGCAGCGCUUAUAAGAAAUAAAGAAGCCGUUGUAGCGAGCAUAUUUGUAC